This is a messenger RNA of Ostrea edulis (European flat oyster), 1356 nucleotides long. RefSeq lists its product as uncharacterized. The transcript has 2 exons. The record is from RefSeq and is a predicted model, not a curated record. The coding region runs from base 321 to 1313 and encodes 330 amino acids. Lineage: Eukaryota; Metazoa; Mollusca; Bivalvia; Ostreida; Ostreidae.
UAACUGACCAGCAGCACGUACAUUAAUGUGGGCGCAAGAGCCGUUUGACAUCGAAAAAUAAAAAUUAAUUCCUUGAUCCGCGCACCUCCUUGUUUCUUUGUUCUAUUUUGGAUCCUGUCAUACUCCCCCACUUCAGAUGUUUUAUCCCAUUCCAUGUGCAAUAACAAUUGAUGUAUGAACUCCUUUAUGAAGUAGGGGUGCUUGAAAAUUGUAUACGUCGUGCAUGCGCUGCUCCGUCUGGGUGCCCUUGACACAUUAAAUCAAAAACGAAAGUAGAGAUAGUUUAGUUACUCGGAACAAUCAAGCGUAUUGUAAACACCAUGUAUCGUAACCAAACGUCCGAUGAUCCACUGCUAAAAAACUGCCGUCCAGAGUGGCCGGAGUGGACGUGCCUGGGAGCUAACGUGUGUGGUCUAUGUAGCACCACGCUAUGGUUCUUAGUUCUGCUUCCGCAAGUAUGGAAGAAUUUUCGCCAAAAGUCUGUAGUCGGUCUAAGUGUCCUGUGGGGGACUGCGAAUUUCACGGCAUCACUAAUAAACCUCUGCUUCGUUUAUGGAUACGCUGAAAUCCCUCUAUAUGGAAAAAUUAACUCCAUAUAUAUGCCGAUUUUGGAGUUCACCAUUCUUGUCCAGUUUUGGAUAUAUGGGGAUCACUACAACAAAAAACACAAAAUCGCGUAUUUAAUUACCUGUCUAUGUGUGUGGACGACGCUGAUUUCUCUCAAUCUGGGACUGGAAUUGUACCCUUACAUUCAGUGGAUCGCCAUUAGCCUGUGGUGUAUUGAGACAUUUCCACAGGUUUUCCUCAACUUCAAAUUAAGGUCCACUUCCGGUCAAUCUACAAGGUCGGUUACCAUCGCCUCCGUGGGAAAAAUGACAGACUUUUUAUCAACAUACGGUCUCGUCAUGCCAAUUCAGUACGUUGUGAUGACCUAUUUUUCCAGUAGCGUUAAUUACGUAAAUGUAAUUCAAGUUGUAUGGUUCUAUGGUCGGAAACCAAACCAAAGGAAUGAGAACGUUUCGGGAAAUUUACAGUACAAGGACUUUAAUGACGAAGACAAAGACACAGAAAGAGAAACGCUUUGUUCAACUAAAUACGUUCAACCAAAUUUCAGUUAUAAAACAAAGAAAACAUUUCGAUAUUCAUUGAUUUUAGUUUUCGUAGGUUUUCUCUGUCUUUUUGCCUUUGGAAUUGUUUGGGCUACUAAAUCUUAUUUUGCCUUAUUUGCUCCUUUCACUCUCGUAUCUGUCACUGUAUUUGCUUUCACCUAUUAUAGACGUGCGUGGAUCUCUGAAUCAGUACAUGUAGUGUGAAGGUUUCUUUUAAAUUAUUGAAUGAAUAAAAUCGUAAUCAAUU